AUGGCGUUCACGUUCGCUGCCUUCUGCUACAUGCUGGCGCUGCUGCUCACCGUUGUGCUCAUCUUCUUUGCCAUCUGGCACAUUAUAGCAUUUGAUGAGCUGAAGACUGAUUACAAGAAUCCUAUAGACCAAUGUAAUACACUCAAUCCUCUUGUACUUCCAGAAUAUCUCAUCCACACUUUCUUCUGUGUCAUGUUUCUCUGUGCAGCAGAGUGGCUUACAUUGGGUCUCAAUAUGCCACUCUUGGCAUAUCAUAUUUGGAAGUAUAUGAGUAGACCUGUGAUGAGUCGACCAGGACUUUAUGAUCCUACAACCAUCAUGAACGCAGAUAUUCUAGCAUACUGUCAGAAAGAAGGAUGGUGCAAAUUAGCUUUUUACUUACUAUCAUUUUUUUACUACCUAUAUGGCAUGAUUUAUGUUUUGGUGAGCUCUUAAGAUGUUAUUCAACAGACUCAAUUAAAAGUGCAUGCAAAAGCCACAAAGUUGAAAGGAUUCUGUCCAAGAAGAACCUGUUUCCAAGAUUAGCUUAUGGAAUAUGAUCAGUUACUUAAAAAAAAAAAAAGACUCCUUAUUUUUAAAAUGUUUCCACGUUUUUUUUUUUUUUUUUUU
Messenger RNA from Gracilinanus agilis (Agile Gracile Mouse Opossum), 609 nucleotides. Its product is annotated as protein cornichon homolog 1-like. NCBI's taxonomy places the organism in Eukaryota, Metazoa, Chordata, Mammalia, Didelphimorphia, Didelphidae. The transcript has a single exon. The record is from RefSeq and is a predicted model, not a curated record. Bases 1 to 435 code for a protein of 144 amino acids. Gene Ontology annotation, biological process: vesicle-mediated transport.